UAUCCCCGUGGACCGGCCGCUCCCGCUGCUCUCCUGACACUCCAGUCGCCAGAGGCAUCAUGGGCUUCGGGAAAUCCUCCCCCUUCCUGGCUUUCAGCAUCUUGGUCCUGUGCCAAGCAGGCAGUCUCCAGGCGACACCACUCAGGUCUGCUUUGGAGACCCUCCCAGAUCCUGGGCCACUCAGUGAGAAGGAAGGUCGCCUCCUGCUGGCUGCACUGGUGAAAGCCUAUGUCCAGAGGAAGACCAAUGAAUUGGAGCAAGAGCAGGAGCAGGAGACAGAGGGCUCCAGCAUCACUGCCCAGAAGAGGUCCUGCAACACUGCUACCUGUGUGACCCAUCGGCUGGCAGGCUUGCUGAGCAGAUCUGGGGGUAUGGUGAAGAGCAACUUUGUGCCCACCGAUGUGGGCUCUGAAGCAUUUGGCCGACGCCGCAGGGAGCUUCAGGAGCAGUGAAAUGACUCCAGGAAGAAGGUUACCAUGAAGCUGAACUCACCACUUCAAUUAAUUUCUGCUGACAACAACUUGGUGAGAAGGCCCCAUGGAAGAUAUAACAUGUUUGCAUCCUAAUAGAUAUUGAAAAAAGCACCUUUGUCACUUGGAAGGAAUGAAACUGAAUGCAAAAUAAGCUAAUUCCAUAUUUGUUGUGCAUCUUUUUUAUAUUUGAUUCUAUGUGCAGUAAAUGCGAUGGCAUCUCUCAUUAGCUUCUCUGGUAGCAAAUUGGUUCUUUGAAAGCUGUCCUGUUGAUCAUGGCAGCUCUGCCAAAUUUUAACAUUAAAUCACUGCCUCUGUGGCCUCUGGGGACACAUGUAAUGGUGAUGCUGUGCUUUGUCUAAGAACAUGAUUGUAUAAUUUGUUUAAGGAAAUGUUAAUAUUGUGCCAUUUGUGAACUUCAUUAAGAUUAAAAACAUAUUUUGGGUACACU
Molecule: messenger RNA, 921 nt
Organism: Phacochoerus africanus (Common warthog)
Lineage: Eukaryota; Metazoa; Chordata; Mammalia; Artiodactyla; Suidae
Gene: CALCB
Product: calcitonin related polypeptide beta
Exons: 5
Coding region: 60-452 (130 amino acids)
Cellular component (GO): extracellular region
Molecular function (GO): calcitonin receptor binding; hormone activity
Source: RefSeq, a predicted model, not a curated record